Molecule: messenger RNA, 5536 nt
Organism: Corvus hawaiiensis (hawaiian crow)
Lineage: Eukaryota; Metazoa; Chordata; Aves; Passeriformes; Corvidae
Gene: GEN1
Product: GEN1 Holliday junction 5' flap endonuclease
Exons: 15
Coding region: 483-3290 (935 amino acids)
Molecular function (GO): four-way junction DNA binding; 5'-flap endonuclease activity
Source: RefSeq, a predicted model, not a curated record
CGGAGCCGUCGCUCCUGUAGAGCGGGUCCGACCGAGCUCGGCGGCCUCGCACCGGGCUGUGAGUCCCGGCUCGUCCCAGCGGAGGCGGACCCGCUCCCGAGCCGAGGCUGAGCACCCCGCGGGGAGCUCGGGCACGCCUGUUCCUGUGGGCGCGGUGCGCGGGGAGCGCUGGCGCAGCGGGGCGGGAGCUUCAAACGCUGCGCGCGGGGAGCCCGCGCGUCCGGGCGCUUCGUGCUCGGGCUUGUGUUCAUCCAGCGGGAAAAAUCCGUAGGCGUUUGAGGAGGAAGCUGCAGAUGCUGGAGCACGCCACUGCUGUCCUUUGGCUUACUAGUAAUGCAACUGUUCAAUCCAAAGAAGGUAUUUAGUAAUAAACUAUCUGUGAACUGGAGUCACUACACUUAGAAGACUUGGUUGCAAGUGUUCUUGGAUAAUAAAAGUAGAACUGCUAAAAUCUGCAUUCUGACAACAAGGAAGCUGAAACUAUGGGAGUGACUUAUCUGUGGCAAAUCCUUGAGCCUGUGAGACAGCCUGUCAACCUGAGUAGUCUCAGAGGGAAAACACUUGCUGUUGAUUUAAGCUUGUGGGUUUGUGAAGCACAGACUGUUAAAAAGAUGAUUGGAGUAGUUACCAAGCCACAUCUCAGAAACCUAUUUUUUCGGUUCUCUUUCUUUACAUCAAUGGGAAUUAAACUAGUGUUUGUCAUGGAAGGAGAGGCCCCCAGGUUGAAAGCAGACACCAUGAGCAAGAGGAAUGAGAUGCGCUAUGGACCUUCAAAGAAAGUUGGAGCUGCAAGAACAGGGAGAUCUUUAUUUAAAGCCAUGUUAAAAGAGUGUCUUGAACUGCUGGAGUGUUUAGGUGUCCCUUGGGUUCAAGCAGCUGGAGAAGCAGAGGCAAUGUGUGCAUACCUAAAUGCAAAAGGACUUGUUGAUGGCUGCAUUACCAAUGAUGGAGAUGUUUUCUUGUAUGGAGCUCAAACAGUUUAUAGGAACUUUGCCAUGAAUGCUAAGGAUCCGCAUCUUGACUGUUACACAAUGUCCUCUAUUAAGGAGAAACUUGGUUGUGACAGAGAAUCUUUGAUUGGGCUAGCAGUUCUUCUGGGCUGUGAUUAUCUUCCAAAGGGGGUUCCAGGAGUUGGGAAGGAACAAGCUUUAAAGUUAAUUGAAACUCUGCGAGGUCAAAACUUACUGCAAAGGUUUGAGCAGUGGAAGGAACAAUUUCAGUGUGAUGAUAAUCCACCUUUGGUUGUUAAAAGGGUAAUUCACUGUUCAGAGUGCCAUCAUCCAGGAUCUUACAAGGAACAUGAGCACAAUGGAUGUAAAUUCUGUGAAACUGUGAGAUGCUGCAAACCCAGUGACUCCAAACACUGCUGCCCUUGUGCAUGGCAUCAGUUGGAGCGAGUGAAACAAGCAAAUGCAGUGGAGGACAGUAUCAGAAAAAAAGCCAAGAGUUGUGAGGGCUUUCCAUUCUCUGAGGUUAUCCAAGAGUUUCUUGUAAACAAGAACAAAUUGAUCAGCAUAAAGGAAUGUCGAAGGCCAAAUUUAUUGUCCUUUCAGAUAUUUGCUUCAGAAAAAAUGGAAUGGACCAAACAUUAUGCUUGUAAGAAGCUGUUAGGACUGUUGACAUGUUACGAUAUGAUCCAGAGAAAAUCUGGAUACGUUGACUCAAAGCAGCUGCAGGCAAUACGGAUUGUUAAGACACGUAUUAAAAAUGGAAUUCCUUGUUUUGAAAUUGAAUGGCAAAAACCAGAACAUUAUGUUGAUCCAGAAGAUGAGCCUGUGGAGUUGUUUGUAGUCACAGUAGAAGAAGAGUCUUUGUUUCAGGCUGCUUAUCCUGAUAUUGUUGCCCUCUAUCAAGAGGAAAAGUCAGAAGUUCUUCAGAAGAAACAGAAAAAAAGGAAAAACAGACCAGAAGGAAAGGAAUUACCAAAUGCUUGUGAUGAAGUUACCAAUCUUCUGUCUCAAAUUAAUUUAAAGCCGACAAACAGAAUUCUUCCUGUGAAACACUCCAUGUCAAAUACAAAAGCUCCCUCAGAAGACCAGACCCAGCAGAGAAGUACUGGAUCAAAAGAUGCAGCAUUAGCUGCAGCUUCCUGCCUAACAGCAGUUCACAUGCCAGCAUCAGCUGCUCUUGCUGACUCAUCUGUGCCCUCACAAAGCACUAAAUAUUCAGAGAUAUCAUCCUCUGUACCAGCUGGUCUGCAGCUGAGCAGUACUGAUGGGAAAGGAACCUCCUUCAGCACUUCACCAGCCCGUGGGGGUGAUGACCGUGAUCCAGCAGUUGACUUAACCACAUGCAUAAAACACUCACAUCCACUAGGUCAUGAAACAGUAAGAAAUAGCUCAGAAUAUUCUGAUGUUACACAGUCUGAUAUGCAUUCAGGUAGUGAAGAUGAUUGGUUUUCAAAUGAUGCUAUGGGACAACUUCAGGAGUGGUCUUUAAGUGAGCGAAUACUGAAGAAGGCUCCCAUUCCCUCACAGCCUUUGUCUGAAGAUGUAACGCAACUGGAGUCUUUGAAAUGUUUUAAACAAACAAAAGAAACAUUGCAUCUGGGUAGGAAUUACGUCUCUUCCUCAUGUCAGUUAAAUAAACCAGUGCAGGAAAGUAAAAAUGUUCUCUCAGAAAACUCUGCAAGUGAAUCCAGCGUGCAUAUCUAUCCAGAUGAGUACAAAAAAGCUGACAUCCUGGCUGAAAUGGUGCAAAAAGGCCCUUACAUAAGCAGUUCAACAUCUCUAGCCUUCAGUGGGCGAACAACAGAGACACUUCUUCCUGGGUGUGACAUGCUUCCAGCAUCUCAAAAGCCAGCAGAUGCAACUGGCUGUCACAUUAAAGAAGCUUGUAUUGAAACUACUUGGAAAGCUUCUUCUAAAAAGAGUGUCUGUCAGAACAGAUGCUCUUCUAGCGAAGACAGUGAUGAGGGGCACGUGGAUAAAAUCCUGAUUUAUGAGCAGCAGAAAAGGCAACUGAACCCUGCCCAGUUUAAAAAAUGUUUUACAAAGAAAUGGAGUAGUGUUGUUACUAGCAAAAGGACAAACAGUGACUCAGCCCUUACAAUUAAGGGGAAGAAGAAAACUACCAGUUUAAAGAAAGAUGUUAAUAGCUUCUCAGUUCAGGUAUCUCCAAAACCAUCCUCUGUACAGGAAGUUAAUUGUUCCCAAAGUCCAGAGCAACCAGUUGAGAGAUUGGUUUCUGGUCCCACACAGCAAGACAAAAGGGCUGUUCUGAAUUAUGCAUGGGCAGACAGUCCCCUUCCCCUGUCUGAAAGACUGAAAGGAAGAAUCAAAAUCAAUUAGGCUUUCCAUAAAAUAGAUUAUGAUUACAAUUAAUUAUCAGUUAACUAUCGGUUAACUGUCAGUUCUUGAAGAGUUCUUUCCUGAAGUUUCUGCAGUAUGCUCUAUCAAUUUUAUGUGGACACAGUUUUGAUGAAUAGGAAGUGCUGUCACUGGAGCUGAAGUUUGAAACUAUCAUGUUAACAAGAGUACCAAACAGUUGAUUGUAGGCAAGUAGCAGUUAUUCUGGCCGUAUUUACAUUCUGAACUUGAUACAUAAGCAUCAGGAUACAAUAUGCAAGGAUGAGGGAGAUUUAUUUAAGAAAUAAGGGUGUUUUUCCCAACCAAUUGUGAGGAUUUUGUGUACAGCUAUUAGUCUUGCUUAUAAACACACUUGCUAGAAUAGUGCCUACAGUGCUGUUGGAUACUCUAAAUAAGACAAAGUGAUGCAGCAUUUUUAACUGAAAUUCUCCAUUCUGCUCCACUAACUUAAUUUUUGCAAAUUUUGAAAUGGGUUUUGAAAUCCUGUGUUUCUGGUUGUGUUGACAAUCUCUGAAGAACCAAAUAGAGACACACAGCAGAUGUGCCUUGCACAGUAGCUAAAUUUGCAUCUCCCAUGCCCCAUAAUAAGCUGUUCUUUGGGGGUGUGCCUCUUCCAAAGGGUGGAAUAAACCAUGAAAAGAUACUCUGGUUUUAUAGCUAUCAUAUCUAAGGAGAUCUGAUGACUGUUUUAAUUAAUCAGUUACAGUUUAAGGCAUUUUUUCUUAAAGAAGGUUGAAAUCCCAUCUAACUUGCUCUUCAAUUCAUAACAGAGUGAAAGUUAAGUUACAGAAAAAUCUAAUUAUCAUAUUGCAAAUUCUUUGAAUAAUAUCAUGUAAAUGUUUGGGGUUUUUUUAAAAGAGGAGACCUGAGUACAAUUAUAGUUUUGAAGGUGCUCUUCCUGCCUCUUUAUUAUAGAAGCAAUCUCUGUUCAUACACCAAAAAAAGUUGUCUUCAACUGCCUGUUGAAGGAAUGCCUCCUUGUCUAUAUUUCUUUGUAACUCUUUCUGUGCACCAGCCAGAAGGAAGAUGGCUCUUGCCAAGAUAUAUUGUUAACAAGAGAAAAAGUAUUGGAAACUUAUUUUCAGUUUUGGAGAUGGUCUUUCGUUUGUGGAGACUCUAAAGCACCCAGCUGGAAGAAUAGUAUUGUGAAGGAGAGUAAGAGUCACCUGGGAACUGGAAAUAGAGAGAUUCAUAGCAUGACAGAAUGGUUUGGGUUGGAAGGGACCUGAAAAUCAUCUAGUUCCAACCCCCAUGCCAUGGGCAGGGAGCCAUUCCUUAUCAGAGAGAUCUGAGUGGGGGGUAUUUUGUGGAAAAGCAUUGUUCUCAGUUAUGUAUAAUUUUUUUUUUCUUGCUGAUGAUUUUGAAUACUGAAAGUUGAAAUCAAGAGUUUAAAUUUUCAUUAAUAAAGAUGCCAACAUCACAUGAACAACCUAAAUUUUGUUCCGUCCCAGGGUAUGGGAAUGUGCUCUUUUGUUGGGGGAUCAUUCAAUUUCACCCACAAUGUGGAGAUAUCUGUGGUUUAGAGCUUUCUUUAGAACUGGGGAGCGAAAGUAGUUUUUGGAGGGAAUUUUCUUUGCUUUCCAAAUCUGCUUGGGAUGACUGCUUUAAAGGAUGAGGAGAUGAAAAUACUGUGCCAGAAUUACGACUAGUUCAUAUUUUGUGGAUGAUUGAAGUCAGAAAUGAGAUAUAAGAUAUUAAGGACUGCAGAGGAAAAAAUGUUAUGUUGCUGAUUUUUCCUACUAAUUAAUCUGGUUUCACAAGUCCAGUUCAAGCAUGAAAAGCAGAAAAUUUUUAAUUUUUUUCAUAUGGAAUGCAUCCAAAUUUUGUGCCAGUUUCCUGCCACUAGAGAAGCAGCAACAGAUGUGAAAAAACAACUGUGUAUGAUGCUCCCUCUAUUUAGGCUGUAGCUACUCAUUGCAGAAAAUAAAAACAUUUAUCAUUGGGGGUGACUAUUGCUUGAAUUAAACUUGUGAUUCAUUACAGAAGGGUAAUUAAAGUUUUUAAAGUGUUUUGGUUUCUCAUCUUUAUGUAAUUUACUCAGUCUAAGGAUUAGGGAUGAUUUUUCUUUGGAGCUUUUUACUCUGCUGACUGCUUUGCAACAUCUCACACUUGUGAGAAUGAUGUUUAAAUAAAUUGAGGGGGUUUAAGGUAACUUUCUUCUGCAGGGAAUAUUUCUACAGGAUUAUGUUAAACUGCCUGUAAGAAUAAAUCAAUUGAUGCAUCAACCU